This is a messenger RNA of Pelobates fuscus (common spadefoot toad), 919 nucleotides long. It is a transcript of the gene JOSD2, whose product is annotated as Josephin domain containing 2. The record is from RefSeq and is a predicted model, not a curated record. Gene Ontology annotation, biological process: protein deubiquitination. Bases 63 to 611 code for a protein of 182 amino acids. The transcript is spliced from 4 exons. Gene Ontology annotation, molecular function: cysteine-type deubiquitinase activity. NCBI's taxonomy places the organism in Eukaryota, Metazoa, Chordata, Amphibia, Anura, Pelobatidae.
GUGACUGGUAGUUACAUUAGGAGCUGUCAGGGCGCUCUCCGCAGUUAGUUCCGGGUGUCGGGAUGACGGAGGCUGUAUUCCACGAGCGGCAGCGGCUCGAGCUGUGCGCGGUGCACGCCCUCAACAACCUGCUCCAGAGGCCGGAGAUCAGCCAGCAGCUGGCGGAAGACAUCUGCCGGGGGUUGUCCCCAAACACCAUGAUUAACCCUCACCGCAGCAUCUUAGGAACUGGUAAUUAUGAUGUUAAUGUUAUUAUGGCCGCUCUUCAGACAUUAGACUAUGCAGCUGUGUGGUGGGACAAACGAAAGUCUCUGGAAAGUUUAGUCUUGAGCGAGAUUUUUGGUUUCAUUCUGAAUAUCCCAUCUCCCAUAUCGGUGGGAUUUUUUUCACUGCCCAUCACUCGCAAACACUGGAUCGCUGUACGAGAAAUCAAUGGAGUUUUUUUCAAUCUGGACUCAAAACUGAAAGCCCCAGCCAAACUAGGAGGCCCUGUGGAGCUUAAAGGGUUCCUGCAGGAGUGCAUUGCUAGAGGUUCAUGUGAGAUCCUGCUUGUCGUUCGGAAGGAUGUAGAAGAAGCAAGACUCUGGAUUAAUGAUGUACGAGAGAUGUGACCAUGAAACCUUGUUUUAACCACGGACAUGUUUUUCUGCUUCCGCCCUCAGCUGUGCUGAGUUCUGCAACUAAAACUUUUAAGUUAUAGUACUGGGUCUGUCCCAUAGGUUUAUUUAUUGGAGCUGUAGCUCCGCUGCCAAUACAAGUCGACCUUGUAAAUGCAGAUAACCAUAAUAAUGCUAGUCUAAACCCUUGCAUUAAUAUGCAUUUCUUACAAUGCCUUAACUGUCUAGUCUUUUUCUACCAGGUGCUGCAUAUUAAUAAGCCAUAAAAGCUGAAUAUUUAUUUGUAAUAAUAUUAAAGGUCU